GAGAUUGGAUUGAUGUAACGGAGCUGAUGAUGCACCACCCGAGAUUCUCCUCACUGGUGACGAGUGUCUGAUGGGAGCAACGGGGGAAUACGGGGACAGUUGAGCUGUGAUCGUCCACCUUGUUGUGUUUGGAACAAGAAGCAGCUCCUCACUGACUCUGAAUUUCACACAGACCAACAUUUUCACUGAAAGCUGCAGACGAGACCGUCCAGCCUCCUUGGACCCUCCUGGAAACGUGUUUUUAUCUUCAUAUGCCUGCUGGUCCAGCCUGAGGAUGGAAAAGUACGAGAAGAUAGGAAAGAUCGGAGAGGGCUCCUACGGUGUUGUCUUCAAGUGCAGAAACAAAGACACAGGGCAGGUUGUCGCCAUCAAGAAGUUUGUGGAGUCAGAGGAUGAUCCCAUCAUCAAGAAGAUUGCACUGAGGGAGAUCAGGAUGCUUAAGCAACUGAAACACGCCAACCUGGUGAAUCUGAUGGAGGUGUUUCGGCGUAAACGGAAGCUUCACCUCGUCUUCGAGUACUGCGACCACACGGUCCUCAACGAGCUGGACCGCCAUCCCAGAGGAGUUCCAGAGAACCUUGUGAAAAGUAUAACCUGGCAGACACUUCAAGCUGUCAACUUCUGUCACAAACAAAAUUGCAUUCACCGAGACGUCAAGCCGGAAAAUAUUCUCAUCACCAAACACCAAGUCAUCAAACUCUGUGACUUUGGGUUCGCAAGGAUUCUCACUGGUCCAUGCGACUACUACACAGACUACGUGGCGACUCGUUGGUACCGCUCCCCUGAGCUGCUGGUGGGAGACACCCAGUACGGCCCUCCGGUGGAUGUCUGGGCCAUUGGAUGUGUGUUCGCCGAGCUGCUGUCGGGGAUCCCUCUGUGGCCCGGGAAGUCUGACAUGGACCAACUGUACCUGAUCAGAAAGACUCUCGGAGACCUGAUCCCUCGACACCAGCAGGUCUUCAGCAACAACCAGUUCUUCUGUGGAGUUUCCAUCCCAGAGCCACAAGAGAUGGAACCUUUGGAGCAGAAAUACCCAACUCUCUCACAUCAAGCUCUGAGUCUCAUGAAGGGUUGCCUGAGGAUGGACCCGUCCGAGCGGCUGACCUGUGAGCAGCUCCUCCAACAUCCGUACUUCGACAGUCUGCGGGGAAAGAGCGAGAGAAGCUCUCGAGAGCACGACCGCUCCAGCAACAAGAGGACGCGGUUACCUCGCAAACACCUUCCUCCCGGGUAUUUGCCACAGCUGACCAGCAGUGGCAUCUUCCCAGCUUUGGACAAUAAAAAGUACUACAGCAACCUGCGCAAGUUCAACUAUCACCUACCGAACAUCUGAGCACGAGCCCAAU
Perca flavescens (yellow perch) is the source of this 1346-nucleotide messenger RNA. It is a transcript of the gene cdkl1, whose product is annotated as cyclin dependent kinase like 1 (CDC2 related kinase). The coding region runs from base 275 to 1333 and encodes 352 amino acids. Gene Ontology annotation, cellular component: nucleus. Lineage: Eukaryota; Metazoa; Chordata; Actinopteri; Perciformes; Percidae. Gene Ontology annotation, biological process: protein phosphorylation. The transcript has 11 exons. The record is from RefSeq and is a predicted model, not a curated record. Gene Ontology annotation, molecular function: ATP binding; protein serine/threonine kinase activity.